AUAUCGUAUUGAACAUGAAGCUCUGUCCAAAGUGGAGUGUGAGCAGAAUGAGUUCAUCGACCAGUUUAUUCUGCAGAAGUGAGGAGAUGACUACAACUAAUGUCCCACAGUGCCUGUAGUGAGGGGCUUUUUAAAGUCCCCCUGCUGUAAUGUUUCUGCAGCUGAAAGCUCCAUGCACAUGCUCUCURCAGCACUUUGUGUGUGUCUGUGUGUAAAGACUAUUGACCUGUUCAUACACAGUCACACACAUCACAUGUCUGCAUAUGUAAGACCAACAGGAAACAAUGGAUAUAUUUAUAUGAAGACUAAUUAUUUAUACUAUUUAUACUGAAAAUACUCUGUACAUCUAGUUUUCUUACCUUUCCUACCACCACAGCUGAACAAAGUCUGCAUGUGUAAGUUACACACAACUGUUGUUGUUCUUUCAUCUCUCCUCUUCAUUAGUCUGCCUAGAUCUUCAUGCCUUCAUCACAAAUACAUUCAUCACAAAUACAUUAAUCACAAAUACAUUCCUCUUUUCUGAAUACUAUAAAUACAAAUAAACAGUUUGGUGCAUAAAUAUUUUGUCUGUCAGGAUUCUGAUUAUUAAAUCUAGUGUUCAAUAUUUGA
Messenger RNA from Austrofundulus limnaeus, 609 nucleotides. RefSeq names its product intraflagellar transport 20 homolog (Chlamydomonas) (gene ift20). Gene Ontology annotation, cellular component: centrosome; cytoplasm; non-motile cilium. The record is from RefSeq and is a predicted model, not a curated record. Lineage: Eukaryota; Metazoa; Chordata; Actinopteri; Cyprinodontiformes; Rivulidae. Gene Ontology annotation, biological process: protein localization to cilium; cilium assembly.